CUAGGUUGCCAUCGAGGCCACUUUCCGCUCUCACCGAGUUUCAUCCUCCGAUAAGACUCACUCCAGCUACAAAAACACCAUGGCAACGGCGACUGCAUCUCCGGGGGCUGAUCCGGUGCACGAGAAAUUCGCUGGUCCCCUCAAAGUGCCGCUGCCGUUCCCGACGCCCGAGAGCCGCCCCAAAGAGCGGCCGGUGUUGACGACGGAACAGCAGCAGAAGUAUGACUGGCUGCUCCAGCAGGUCAAGGGGUGGACCGAGGUUCCCUCGACCAAGGGCAAAGCCGGGCCGCUGACCGACGGCGAGAAGUUCUGGUUGACCAAGGAGUGCCUCCUUCGCUACCUGCGCGCGACCAAGUGGCACGAGAAGGAGGCCGACAAGCGUCUGCUCGAGACGCUCGCGUGGAGGAGGGAGUACGGCGUCGAGGAGCUGACGGCCGAGCACAUCUCUCCCGAGAACGAGACCGGGAAGCAGGUCAUCCUCGGCUACGACAAGGAGGCCAGGGUCUGCCACUAUCUCAACCCCGGUCGCCAAAACACGGAGCCCUCGCCGCGCCAGGUGCAACACCUGGUGUACAUGGUUGAGCGGGUCAUCGACAUCAUGCCGCCCGGACAGGAGACGCUCGCGCUGCUCAUCAACUUCAAGCAGGGCAAGUCGCGCUCAAACACAGCGCCCAGUCUCAGCCUGGCCCGCGAGGUCCUGCACAUCCUCCAGCACCACUACCCCGAGCGCCUCGGCAGGGCCCUCAUCAUCAACAUGCCCUGGAUCGUCACCGGCUUCUUCAAGCUCAUCACCCCCUUCAUCGACCCCAACACGCGCGAGAAGCUCAAGUUCAACGAGGACAUGAGCCAGUACGUGCCGACCGAGCAGAUGUGGUCCGAGUUCAGCACGGGCGAGCUGGAAUUCGACUACGACCACUCGGUCUACUGGCCCGCUCUGCACAAGCUCUGCAAGGAGAGGCGCGAAGCGCGCUGGCAGCGCUGGGUCGCCGGAGGGCGGCAGCUGGGCGAGUCGGAGGACUAUCUGGCGGGGGGUACCGAGACGGGCGUCGCACAGCAGGCCACUGGCGCGACGGAGAACACAGCCGAGGACACAGAGAAGACGGAGGCAGUCCCGGAUGCCGAACAGGUCCCGAGCGCGUCCACCGAGGAGAAAGCUGCCGAGAAGGUUACCGAGAAUGUGGUUGAGCCCACCACGGCGCAAAACGCUGUUGCUUCGGCCUGAUCCUUUUUUGUCUUCUGGGUAUCCUCGACUGAGGUACCGUUUAUCGUUUCUUGCGCGCAUAAUGCAGCUCUGGCAGGCGUGUCUGCGGACGUACUGUAGGCUUGUCGGGUAAGAUAUUACUUCGUAUUCUAGACCUAUUUCUUAAUACCAAUUGUGCUUCGCCGACCCUCUACAGAGUUUGUAACGCUGCCCUCUCAAAUGCAGGAGUCAGAUACCAGCAAAGUUGGCAAUUGGUGAGGCAUCACGCACCAUUAACAGAACUUGGCCAGCGGGUUGGGAUCAACCGCUUGGGGAUAUGAUGGACGAUGAUAGCCCACGCCAUCUGGUGCUCGACUGAGAUGGCUCAGCUGGUAGGAAUCGAAAUACUUGUGGGACUCGAGUCAAGGUUGACGGUGCGUGUAAUGGAACUAUCUUACUGACAAAAAGCCGCGUGGUGCUGUUGAUGGCGAGUGGCUGGCUACCUAAGCUCAGACGGCCAGUCCACAAGACUCUUA
Molecule: messenger RNA, 1716 nt
Organism: Thermothelomyces thermophilus ATCC 42464
Lineage: Eukaryota; Fungi; Ascomycota; Sordariomycetes; Sordariales; Chaetomiaceae
Exons: 1
Coding region: 80-1222 (380 amino acids)
Molecular function (GO): phosphatidylinositol transfer activity
Source: RefSeq, a predicted model, not a curated record